GCCCGCCCGCAGUCCGCGCCUCCGCCUGAGUCCCGCGCCCGGCCCGCCGAUCCUCGGCCCGCGCCCCCGGCCAGCCCGCGCCAUGGACCCGGGCCGCGGCGGCGUGGAGACCGUGGGCCGCUUCGAGUUCUCCCGCAAGGACCUAAUCGGCCACGGCGCCUUCGCGGUGGUCUUCAAGGGUCGCCACCGCGAGAAACAUGACCUGGAGGUCGCGGUCAAGUGUAUUAAUAAGAAGAACCUGGCCAAGUCCCAGACGCUGCUGGGCAAGGAGAUCAAGAUUCUCAAGGAGCUGAAGCACGAGAACAUCGUGGCGCUGUACGACUUCCAGGAAAUGGCCAAUUCUGUCUACCUGGUCAUGGAGUACUGCAACGGUGGUGAUCUAGCCGACUACCUGCACACCAUGCGGACCCUGAGCGAGGACACCAUCAGGCUUUUCCUGCAGCAGAUCGCUGGUGCCAUGCGGCUGCUGCACAGCAAGGGCAUCAUUCAUCGUGACCUGAAACCACAGAACAUCUUGCUGUCCAACUCUGGGGGGCGCCGUUCGAACCCCAACAACAUUCGCGUCAAGAUUGCUGACUUCGGGUUCGCCCGCUACCUGCAGAGCAACAUGAUGGCGGCCACGCUGUGCGGCUCUCCCAUGUACAUGGCUCCCGAGGUCAUCAUGUCACAGCACUACGACGGGAAGGCAGACCUGUGGAGCAUCGGCACCAUCGUCUACCAGUGCCUGACAGGAAAGGCCCCGUUUCAGGCCAGCAGUCCUCAGGACCUGCGACUGUUCUAUGAGAAAAACAAGACACUGGUCCCUGUCAUCCCCCGAGAGACCUCGGCACCCCUUCGGCAGCUGCUGCUGGCACUCCUGCAACGCAGCCCGAAAGACCGCAUGGACUUUGAUGAGUUCUUCCACCACCCUUUCCUGGACACCAGCACCUCCAUUAAGAAGUCUCCGCCCGUGCCUGUGCCCUCUUACCCCAGCUCCGGGUCGGGUAGCAGCUCCAGCAGCAGCUCCACCUCACACCUGGCUUCCCCUCCGUCUCUGGGGGAGAUGGCACCGCUGCAGAAGACACUGACCUCCCCAGCUGAUGCCUUCUUGCACGGCUCUCGGGAUUCGGGCGGCAGCAGCAAGGACUCCUGUGACACUGACGACUUUGUCAUGGUCCCUGCUCAGUUCCCAGGUCAUUUUCCUUUGGGAGCCCCAUCUGGGAAGUGCAGGUGGAACUCAGGCCUGCAGUCCUGUGGCACAGUGGGCUCUGGAGGGCGCGGUCACCUGGCCAGAUUUCGUAUCUCCACAGGUGACCUGGUGGCUGAGGGGGCCUGUGCCAAGCCCCCGCCUGAUAGCCUGCUCUGUAGUGGGAGUUCACUGGUGGCCUCUGCAGGGCUGGAGAGCCAUGGUCGGACACCGUCCCCUUCCCCACCCUGCAGUAGCUCCCCCAGCCCCUCAGGCCGGGCUGGCACCUUUUCCAGCAGCAGGUAUGGCGCGUCUGUCCCCAUCCCCGUCCCCACUCAGGUGCACAACUACCAGCGCAUUGAGCAGAACCUGCAGCUGCCCAGCCAGCACCACACCCCCCGGUCCUCUGCCAGCCGCAGGUCGGGAGGCACCAGCCCCCUGGGCUUUGCCCGGGCCAGCCCAUCACCCCCAUCCCAUGCUGAUGGCACUAUCCUUGCCAGGAAGUUGUCUCUGGGUGGGGGCCGACCCUACACACCAUCCCCACAGGUCGGAACCAUCCCUGAGCGGCCUGGCUGGAACAGGGCACCCUCCCCACAGGGAGCCGAGGUGCGGGCUAGCAGGUCACCACGACCAGGCUCCUCUGUGCCUGAGCACUCCCCCCGCACUCCGGGUCUGGGCUGCCGCCUGCACAGCGCCCCCAACCUGUCGGACCUGCAUGUCGUCCGCCCCAAGCUGCCCAAGCCCCCGACGGACCCCUUGGGAACUGCCUUCAGCCCCCCACAGCCUGGCCCCUGCCCAGCUGCCCCUGUGCUGCAGUCUUGCCGGCCCCUGCGUGGCUCACCCAAGCUUCCGGACUUCCUGCAGCGGAACCCCCUGCCCCCCAUCCUGGGCUCCCCCACCAAGGCCAUGCCCACCUUCGACUUCCCCAAGGUCCCUAGCUCCCCGAACCUGUUGGCUCUGCUGGCUCGGCAGGGUGUGGUGGUGACACCCCCCCGGAACCGGACACUGCCUGACUUCUCGGAGGUGGGGCCCUUCCAGGGACAGCAGCUGGGCUCUGGCCUAAGGCCAGAGGACACCAGGGGCCCCUUUGGCCGGUCGUUCAGCACCAGCCGCCUCACUGACCUGCUCCUCAAGGCUGCAUUUGGGCCGCAGGCCUCAGACUCGGGCAGCUCGGACAGCCUGCAGGAAAAGCCCAUGGAGAUCGGACCCUCUGCUGCCUUUGGGGGAAACCUGCACCCAGGAGCCCGUGCUGGAGGUGCCAGCAGCCCUGCCCCUGUGGUGUUCACAGUGGGCUCGCCCCCUAGUGGAACUACACCACCCCUGGGGCCCCGUGCUCGGGUGUUUUCAGUGGGCUCUGCUGGCUCUUCCUCUGCCCGCCACCUAAUGCCUGGGGCCUGUGGCGAGGCUGCCCCCGAAUUCACUGCCCCAGGCCACUGCUGCAGCACUGGUGACCCCCUGUCUGCCCACCUGGAUGGGGCUAUAACCUUUGAAGCCCCUGACCUCCCCGAGGAGACCCUUAUGGAGCAAGAACACACGGAGAUCCUGCACAGCCUGCGCUUCACGCUGGUGUUUGUGCAGCACGUGCUGGAGAUCGCGGCCCUGAAGGGCAGUGCCAGCGAGGCGACCGUGGGCGCAGAGUACCAGCUGCAGGAGAGCAUGGUGGCUGACCAGAUCAGCCUGCUGAGCCGCGAGUGGGGUUUUGCAGAGCAGCUGGUGCUGUACCUAAAGGUGGCUGAGCUGCUGUCCUCAGGCCUGCAGACGGCCAUUGACCAGAUCCGGGCUGGCAAGCUGUGCCUGUCGUCCACUGUGAAGCAGGUGGUGCGCAAGCUGAACGAGCUGUAUAAGGCCAGUGUGACGUCCUGCCAGGGCCUGAGCCUGCGGCUGCAGCGCUUCUUCCUGGACAAGCAGCGGCUGCUGGGCGGCAUCCACAGCGUCACCGCCGAAAGGCUCAUCCUCAGCCACGCUGUGCAGAUGGUGCAGUCGGCUGCCCUGGAUGAGAUGUUCCAGCACCACGAGGGCUGCGUGCCACGCUACCACAAGGCCCUGCUGCUCCUGGAGGGGCUGCAGCACAUGCUCACGGACCAGGCCGACAUCGAGAACAUCACCAAAUGCAAGCUGUGCAUCGAGCGGAGACUCUCAGCGCUGCUCUCUGGUGUCUGUGCCUGACGGGUUGCUGGUGAGCCCUGCAGGGGGCUCCACGCGCUGCUGGAUGGUGGCCGGCCUGCCAGCCUUGGCCCUGAUCCCUGGUGCUGAGCAGCUGCCUGGGUCCUGGUGGGGCCGUCGCAGGCGGCACCACGUCCUGCGUGCUGGUUUCUUCCUGCUGUGGGCUGCGCUGCAUCCUCUCGGGCGCUUCCCACUUGUGCUGGUGCUGGGAGCUGGUGAGCAGGCGUGCAGCCGCACUGCCGCCCCUGUGCCCAGGGCAAUGCUGAAGACAGGCGGGCCCUGGGCUGGUGUCGCUGACUCUAAGCCAAAGCGAACUCUUCCGGGUCACUGCCCAUGGCUCCCAAGAAGGGGCAUGACCUCGGGCCCACAGCCCUCUGGGAACCUGUCCCCUUGACCCCCACUCAGCUUUGUAAAUCACCAAGCACUUUAUGCAGACAGAACCCAGCCUCAGUGCCGUCCCCAUACAAGCGACGGGGAGCUGUCUCCUCUCAGUUGUACAUGUUCACGUGUGUAUACCUGUACAUAGCCCUGUGUGUACAUGUGUACAUACAUGUGUAUACCUAUACAGAGCCCCCGUGUCCAUGUGUACAUACAUGUAUACCUAUACAGAGACCCAUGUGUGUGCCUCUGGGGGCAUCAGUGUGGCUUCUGUGUCCACAGGAGCAGUGGCCCUUGUAUUUAAUGUUUUCCUAGGGACGGUGAAACACCUGUGCUUUCUAGACUCAGAACAGAUGUAACUUUUCACUCUUCUAAAAAUGUGUCUUAUUUUUCUGCAGCUCAUUCUUUUAGAAGCAACCCUUUAGGUGUUUCAUGUUGCUUGGGAGGGUGGGAUGGUUGGGGCAGGCCUGGACUCAGCUGUGUGUGCUGGACAGUGGCAGCAGGAGGCUCCAGUCUGGUUGCAUGUAUGAGGCCUGCCACCUGGAGAGAGAGAGUGAGUGUGUGUGUGUGUGUGUGUGUGUGUCCGUGUCCAAGUACUGGCUGCCCCAUGCCCUGCAGGUCGGGCCAUGCUGUUGCCUUCCCCAGCUAGACAAGAUAGGCAGGUCAGGGUGGGUUUUCUGUGCAACAAGGAAAUACCCAUAAUGCAGAAUGCAUUGAGCUUUGCCGUUCUUGUGCCAGGCGGCCACCAAGGCCACAGAUUUCAUCUGAGGUGGGCAUAUGCUGGGUACCCUGGUCCAUAACCCAGCAUAGCCCUGCCCAGACCUACUUGAAUGUAUCCACAAAUUCCUGCAGGAGGGCAUAUGGGUCUGCGGUGCCCAUGAGCCGACCCAAAGAUCAUAUGCCACACAGAACACGUGUUUUCUUUGUGAUACUUGAAGUAGUGCCACUGAGCUGGGAUACAACACAGGUCCCUGGAGGGUCUGCUCUGCGACUCACCCUGCUGCAUGUGACCUUCAUAUUUAUUACUUUGUGGCUGAUAGACACCUGGGCUAUGGGAGACUGCAGGAAGCACCUGUCCCCUGACGUCCCGGUGGCUGCUGGAUGUGUGGUGGCUGUGUUGGGAGCAGCUCCUGCUGUUCACAAUCAAGUUCAGCUGUCGCGACUGCAUUCUGUGUGAAUCCCCAUCCUGUUGUGUGACGCGGGAAUAAACCUUUGGAAUUGUUGA
Molecule: messenger RNA, 4931 nt
Organism: Octodon degus (degu)
Lineage: Eukaryota; Metazoa; Chordata; Mammalia; Rodentia; Octodontidae
Gene: Ulk1
Product: unc-51 like autophagy activating kinase 1
Exons: 28
Coding region: 83-3331 (1082 amino acids)
Biological process (GO): peptidyl-serine phosphorylation; axon extension; positive regulation of autophagy
Cellular component (GO): cytoplasm; autophagosome
Molecular function (GO): ATP binding; protein serine/threonine kinase activity
Source: RefSeq, a predicted model, not a curated record